CUGGCAUCAGCAGUUUACAAUUGUACAGCUCGUGCGGUGCUCAGAGACGGUGUGUGACCGCUGUCCAACAUGUGCUCUUCUGGAAGGUUCAGGGUGGAAAUCGUAGUUUAAAAAUGGCCCAAAGUGGUCAAUCUAAUGCACGGUCCACAUUUUAAAUGACGCCAUUUGGUCAAAUUCUCAACGGCGUUGAAUCACCUGUCGUCGAUAACCAUUUCUGUCAUGUUAAGAGCAUAAAAGUGUGACGGCCAGGCACAUUUUGGGCCGCGCAGAAAGAUGUGCUAUAUUUAGAGAGGGGUCCUGGGAGGUAUGUGCUGGCAUGGAGUGUGAGUAGAGCAUUCUCCACCAUUGAUAGGGAAGAGACACUCCACAAGAAUGCUCAGAUGAGCGACACCAGGUCCUGUGAGUGAUUUCACAUACAGGUUCACAAACAACCUUGACUGCUGUCUGCUUUGUAUUUAUAUCAGAUGUACGGACCGGUCAUAAUCACUGGUAGCAAGCUAUUGCCCCACAUGCACACGAUAAGGCUCCAUUUAAUACACAACCGCUACCAGCUACCAGCCUCCCAUGUCUACACUUCCAAAUGGUGUCUUCCCACUCGUGGCCCUUCUUAAAUGUAUUCAUGUGAGCGGCGUCUAAUCCCUGGAGUUGAGCCACUCGUACUCCAGUUUUUGGAGUAUGCUGUGCCAACCUCAAGGACAACAAAGCCCUGAUGAAGAUGGGGCUGGGGCUGGUGCUGGUGGGCCACGUGAACUUUCUUCUGGGAGCGCUGGUGCACGGCGCUGUGCUCAGGCACAUCAACGUGCACGCUCUGGCCCGGACCUUGGUGUAUGCCAUCUCUAAUGUCAUUGCUAUUGUGGCAGGCUUGGUGGGAAUAUUAGGUGGAAUAACUGCCAUUGUCUUGUCCAAAAACAAGAGGAACAGGAUCCUGCAGUGGGUCUUGCUGGUCUUCAGCUUCCUGGCAGGUCUCUUGUCGAUUGCCUCCACCCUGGGCUUGUCAGUUUCAGUGGUGAAAGCUGUCAUUAACAAAGGAUGGGGCCUGCUGACACACUGCACGUUCUCUGGAAACGAGCAGAUCUCCUCCAGCAUCACAUACGAAUGCCCUUUCGACCCCACCCGGAUCUAUGGCACCACAAUCAUUCUGUGGGUGCCUCUCAUCCUGAUGUCGGUGGUGGAGAUGGUGUUCUCCUUCCGCUGCUUCGCUGCCUGUACGUCGUUCCUCUACCUCUGUCCGUGCAGGAGGCGGCCGACCCGGGCCAGGAGGGUGCGUAUCCGGGGAGUCGUUGAAACUCACACGCUGCCUCCAGAGCCGGACCCAGAGAGCGACGCUGUAGCCGAGCCCGCCGAGCAGGACGAGCUGCUGGAGGACCCGGCCGUGGUGCAGAGUGCGUGGCUCUGAACCAGCUCGCCUUCAUAACUGGAUCAAAUGAAACUUCUGUGAUGUUUCCGUUACAGAUCGAGUGUCUGAUAACAUUCGUCAGCAAUGGCAUUUUAUUUCAUUUCCCUGAUAAAAUACUGCCUUUGGUUUUAAAUUGUCAUAUUGUUUAUGUGUACUGGGUAUUGCCUUGAAAAUAAAUAGAGUAAAGACACCGUGAAUAUAAAAGACUUGUAGAUGCAAUUAUUUUUUUCAGACCAGAUUUAACCUUUUAUUAAGAAUCUUAUUUUGAAAAACUUUAACAGGACAAAGCAAUGUAACUUUUCAGGGCAGUUUUUAUUGGUGUAAAAAGUGGUCAACGCACAAUGGGGUCUGUCAGAUUUAAAUGACUUUUCAGAAUACAAAUAUAUACAACAUGAAUUCUGGCAUUUGUCUUGCUCCCAUUUAACAGUGCUAUGCACUGGAUAUUAAGUUCAAAUCUCAGUGGAAUCCAAGCCUGACACCCACAAUUGUGACAGGACCCAAUAAAUUUUAAUAUUUUGUGGCAAGAGUCCCAAAAAGAGGUAACUGUUAAAAGGACACAUACUAAACUACCUAAAAUAUAGAACUGUAAUUUGUGCCAUGUUAAAAUGUAUCGGUUAUACACAACCCUCUUAACUACCCCUGGUGGCCUCAGUUGACAAAACCAGAGACACAGAUGUAUUACAGAAAAGGAUCUAUUGUAUAAACAUGCUUCAACUGCAUUUUAAAGACACAGGACAAGUUGGACUGUAAGACACAAACAGUAGCCAAAAUAUCUAUGAUUUAAAUAAAUUAAAUCCAGAUAUAUAAAAGCAUAGAUGUACUAAGCCAUUUUUACAGAGUUAUGUCACAAGGGAAGAAUAAGUCAUCGAAUAAAAAGAUUAA
Pseudoliparis swirei is the source of this 2278-nucleotide messenger RNA. It is a transcript of the gene tmem54a, whose product is annotated as transmembrane protein 54a. The transcript has 6 exons. The coding region runs from base 710 to 1396 and encodes 228 amino acids. The record is from RefSeq and is a predicted model, not a curated record. NCBI's taxonomy places the organism in Eukaryota, Metazoa, Chordata, Actinopteri, Perciformes, Liparidae.